This is a messenger RNA of Tribolium castaneum (red flour beetle), 1393 nucleotides long. RefSeq lists its product as uncharacterized. Gene Ontology annotation, molecular function: DNA binding. The transcript has 2 exons. Bases 305 to 1363 code for a protein of 352 amino acids. Gene Ontology annotation, biological process: DNA recombination; DNA integration. Lineage: Eukaryota; Metazoa; Arthropoda; Insecta; Coleoptera; Tenebrionidae. The record is from RefSeq and is a predicted model, not a curated record.
AAUAGUAAUUUUUGUAUUAAGUGCGCGAAAUGAGUGUUUUUUUAAUGGCGCCUGAGAAUGUUAUUUUAGUCGAGACCGCCAGGUCGAGACCUAAAAGACAUUCGAAGGCGCCAUUAAAACAUGAAUUUCGCCACGAAAUACAAACAACGUUUUUUCUACAGCCUCCAGAUGAAGAAAAAAGUAACAGAAAUUAGUUGGAACAAAAUGGUCUGAUAAAUCGAGUUGCUUGCAUGGUUACGAUGAUAAAUAAAAGUGAUAGUUGCGAAAAAUUUGUCACAAUAGGUAUUUUUGUUGAAGAAGUGUGAUGGAUUUUAGCAGCGAAAACGAAAUAGAUGCAAUUGCAAGCGCGGCAGUGUCGAAUCUUUUGCCUGCUAAAUCAAGACCGCAGUACGAAAAAACGUAUCUUCAGUUUCGGCAGUGGUGUUCUAUGAAAAAGAUUGAUCAAGUAACGGAAAAUGUUUUGUUGGCGUAUUUGGAAGAAAAGUCUACCACCUUAAAGCCACCAACACUCUGGGCCCUUUAUGCGAUGUUGAAAGCCACCUUAAACGUUAAAGAGAAUAUCGAUACACGUAAGUUUCCGAAGUUAGUGCCCUACCUGAAAAGCAAAAGCGUAGGUUACAGAAGCAAGAAGUCGCAAAUUUUAGACAAAGAAGACAUUAGCAAGUUUAUUAAUGAAGCAGAUGACAAGAUAUAUUUACUGAUGAAGACUGUGCUAAUUUUGGGUAUAUCGGGAGCCCUUCGACGUGAAGAAUUAGUUAAAAUGAAGCUAACUGACAUAGAAGAUAAACAGUCUGUCUUAAUUGUGAAGGUGCCUGAUACAAAAACCCACUGCGAACGAAUAUUUACUGUUUCAAAUUUAGAAAAUAUAGAAAUUGUCAGAAAAUAUAGAGCUUUGCGGCCUCCACGGGCGACUAGUGACCGUUUAUUUUUAAAGUAUACCAACGGAAAAUGUGUGAAUCAAAAUGUUGGAAUUAACAAAAUCGGAGAGAUACCAAGUUUGAUUGCAAAGUGGCUUAACAAAGACGAACCUAAAAAAUAUACUGGUCACUGCUUCAGAAGAAGCUCUGCCACUCUUUUGGCGAAUGCUGGAGGUGAUCUAAUUUCAAUUAAACGUCAUGGGGGCUGGAGAAGCAGCACAGUGGCAGAAAGUUACAUCGAGGACUCUUUGAAUAAUAAAAUUGAAAUUGCCAAUAAAAUUCAACCUUCUUCCUCCACAGAAGAAAACAAAAUCACUCAACCUUCUACAUCGGCUUCUUUUAAUGGCGAAAAUAACUUUCAUUUACAAGCGUCUUCACUCAGGCCUCUGGGGAUAAACGGGGGCACGUUUUCGUCAUGCACAUUUAAUUUUCAUAUGUCAAAGUAAAUAUCUAUUAUUAUUGUUUUGUAAUAUUGU